UACCAAGUAGACAACCAGGUAGAUAUGCAUAGCAUCCACGCGGUUCCAACGUCAUUCACCUCGGCGGCAUGAAUAGUGAAGAAAGAGCAGGGGCCGAUAUUAAUCCUAACAUGGUGUCUUUUCUCUUACCCAGGGUAUCAACCAAAAUCGCCGAUCAGCCGUUUUGGGAACACUGGCACGCGGCAUUCAACCACUUGAGCAUACUUCAUGUUCCACUCUUUCUCCCAAGGGUCCGCACCGUGCCGCGUUUGACCUCUGGCAACCAUGGCAUACCUCCUCACCCUCACCGCAAUAACCUUUUUCCUUGCCCUCAGCAUCAACCUCACAUCCGCCGCGCACGCGGGCUUCCACGUCCAGUAUCCAUGGGCAACCCGCGGUGCAAAUCCCAAGACCCGACCAGAGAUAGAGCGGUACAACCCUUUCUGCGGUGAGAUAGUCCACAACCCCGGAAAAUACGCCCGCCGGUCCCGCACUUUCCUCUCAUUCUCCGGCCAUCCCGGAGACAUUGUAACCGCCCUGUAUACCCGACAGAGAGUGCCGAGAAAGAAAGACGACUUCCCCUUGAUCAUACUGCAAGAUGUGCCCAUCCAGCCUUCGGGGCAGCUCUGUCUGAACGUCACGAUUCCAUUUGAGACCGAGGAAAACGAGAUGGGAGUCAUGUACUUCGAGGCGAGGGAUCCGAGCACGGGCAAUGUCCAACACCAUUGCGUAGAUGUCAAGAUGGUUGACAUGGAGGCUUUGCCGGAGGAGCAUCCGGCUAUGUGUGCGGCCAACAAUGAGACGCUUAUACCGAUGCCGGACGAGUAUCUGUAGAUACAGGAUUUUGGGCGCCGGUUGAAGUGUUGGUACAACUUCUUUGGUGCUUAAAUAGCAAUUCGAGAGGACAGUAUAUUUAAGAAAGAUUACUUGAGAUGUACAGCCGACUACCCUGCUGCGCGCAUGAAUGGUAAUAUUAGUCCCCGG
Molecule: messenger RNA, 963 nt
Organism: Westerdykella ornata
Lineage: Eukaryota; Fungi; Ascomycota; Dothideomycetes; Pleosporales; Sporormiaceae
Exons: 3
Coding region: 265-813 (182 amino acids)
Source: RefSeq, a predicted model, not a curated record